Molecule: messenger RNA, 2692 nt
Organism: Oryza sativa Japonica Group (Japanese rice)
Lineage: Eukaryota; Viridiplantae; Streptophyta; Magnoliopsida; Poales; Poaceae
Product: UBP1-associated protein 2A-like
Cellular component (GO): nucleus
Molecular function (GO): RNA binding
Source: RefSeq, a predicted model, not a curated record
CCAGUAUUUGUCUAAUUGGAACAAUUCCACAACAACUCUUUACAAAUUAUCCAGAACAUAUUUUUAAUUGUUUUUAUAUAGACCAGAAUACCCAUCUCCUACAACUCAACUGUACUGAUCAGACCAAAUCAUAUAGCACAAAAUUGAAAUUACUACUGCAAAAUAAUUAGAGAUAAAAAAAAGGGAAAUAGCGAUGGAGCUCACCGCCAUGACCUCAGGCACCACAACGAUGAGCUUGCCGCCGCUACCGGACAUGCCAUCUCCGUGGCCUUGCCACCGCCACGACGAGCUCAACACCGAUGUUGAAUUUGCUCGCGCUGUGUCUUCUGACCCGCCAUCUCUAAGACCUCGCCCUCAAUGAUCGAUGUGACCGCCGCUCCUCUAUUGUUUACUCCACCGCUCAUGCUGCUGCUCUCACCAUUAUCGAUGCUGCUUGUACGCCGCGGACGUGACCACCAUCGCCGCCCAUGGUUGCUCGCUCCACCACCGUCCCCACCGCUACUUGCUUUACCACAGUCAACGCCCAUUUCCCAACUGGAUGCAGUUGACGCGACCGUCGCUACUCUUUCCAUCCCAACCCCUGUUGCUGCUCCGUCUACCGCUGCCACCCCUACCACGCUCUCCGCCGCUGACACGCCGAUAUCCAUCUUACGCUGACGCCCUACGAGUAGACAAGGAUAUUUUGGUUCAUAUAUGUUUCAGGUGUAUAGCAUAGCAUGUUUCGAUUUUAACAUAUUUACAGUGGCAUCGUUCCAAUUAAACGAAUUGCAGUGACAUUUUCUAAAGUUAUAAUCGCAUGAUCCAAUUAACCCAAUAAUUAAUCUUGUUUUACUAGUAAAUUAUAGUCGCUGUUCGCAACUGCUUAGCCAUUCCAUUCCGCCGCCACCACGAGACGGCGAAUCCCCAAUCCCCCGGUCGCCGCCGCCGUCGCCGCCGCCAUGGAGAAAAAGAAAGAGAAACCCAACCGCAAACGCCGCAAACCUCGGCAAGACCCCUCCCCGGACUCCGGCCCCGGCCCCGACUCCGACUGCUCGCCGCCGUCCUCCCCGACCUCCCUGCGCCGCCUCCUCGACCCCUACUCCAAGCCCCGCCUCCUCGCGCUCCUCUCGGACGCCGCCGCCACCGCCGGAGCGGGAGCCGACGACGACCCCACGCUGCUGGCCCGCAUCCGCGCCGCCGCCGACGCGUCCCCCUCCCACCGCAGGCUGUUCGUCCACGGCCUGCCACCGCACGCCGACGCCCCCGCGCUCGCCGCGGCGUUCUCCCGCUUCGGCCCCCUCGCCGAGUGCGACGUCGUCGCGCGGCGCGCCACGGGGGCGUGCAAGGGGUUCGGCUUCGUCACGUUCCAGUCCCGCGCCGCCGCCCGCCGCGCGCUCCGCGAGGUGGGCCGCGGCGGCGUCGCCGUCGCCGGCCGCGCCGUCUCCGCCCAGUACGCCACCGCCGGCGCCGCGGCGGCGGCGUCGGCGGCGGGGAGGCGGGUGUACGUGACGAACGUCGCGCCGGGCGCGAGCGCGGAGCGGCUGCGCGCCUUCUUCGCGGGGUUCGGGGAGCUCGAGGGCGGGCCGUUCGGCUUCGACGCCGACACGGGCUCCUCCCGCGGCUGCGCCCUCUUCGUGUACCGCGCGGCGGAGGACGCCAGGAGGGCGCUCGAGGAGCCGUACCGCGUCUUCGAGGGGCGCACGCUGCACUGCCAGCUCGCCGCCGACCCCGCCCGGAAGAGCAAACCACGCGCGCCGCCGCCGCCACCACCUGCCCCGGCUGCCGUGGCGUCACCGCUGCCGGCGCUGCAGCCGGUUCUUGACGCCGUCGUGGCGUCCGGCGUCGGGGACCUUGCAAAGUACGCGCAGAACCCGGCACAGGCCGCGGCAUUGCUCGGGAAGAACCCGAUUCUUGCAGCUGCUGUGCUGAAUUCUGCAUUGGCAUCCACUACAGCUGCGCUGAAGCCGAACCCAGCAGCUGCAUCAUCCAUAAAUCCGGCUGCUGUUGUUGCCCGCAGUAGUCCGGUGGCUGCACCUGCAAUGAAGCCAUUGGCACCUCGGAGUCCAGCAGCUGCUGCAGCAGCGGUGGUGCCAUCUCCGGUGAAGAUUGCUGCUGGAAUAAGCGGCGGUGCAGGAUUGCUUGGGCCAUACAAGCCACCGUCCUCGCCAAUGUUGGCUUCCUCCAUUGGACAAAGGGAUCAGUGCUGAGCCUGUGAACCUCGCUUCUGGGUGUUCAACAUGGUAUGGACCAAUGGAGUAUGGGAGCAGCAAAUCUACGUCACACUCAGAGGCUUAAGUUGUUGCAUUUAUGCCUCAAACCCUCUAGGAUGCUUGUCAGUAGAUGCCUCUGUCUUUGGCUCUUUGCUAACCUGAACCAUAGAUGCAAAUACAGUUCAUGAAGCAUCCAUGUGAUCCUCUGAUCCUCUCUUCAACUUUCGGAAUUUUGUACAGUGUUCCGUACUAUCUUGACGAAACACAUUCUAAGGAGGUUAUGUUCUUAUUCAUUAGAUUUUAGCAGUUCUGUUCUUCAGGGUUACUUGUAACCAUUUUGUGUUAACAUGUUCUCCGCUCCAACUGAAUCUAACCUACUUUGUGCAGCUGUCUUGGUUUCUCAUUUGUUUAGCUAUUGCUGGAUGUUAUCUUGAGAAAACAACACUAAAUCAAUGAACAUGCUUUUUUAAAAUGUUAAUAAGCAAUCAAGAGAUGAUAUAGAC